UCAUUUUGGAGAAUUUAAUGCCGAGAAUUUAAAUGGUGCUUCACAUUUUGUUUUCUUCCCCUUGUGCCUGGAUGUGUCACGGUUCAGUGUAACGGUUCCACUCGUGACUCCCGGAGCAUCCGCAGGUCUCCCGGAGAUGUUCCAGGAACCUCCUUUAGCCGCUGGUCCAGUGCCAGGGACUCUGCUAAUGGACCCCUCCAAGGAAAGUGACUCAGAAGAACACGUAGAAGCCAAGAAGCAGUUGAGAAGGCGUGUGGGGAAGGUGAGCAUCGCACACAGGUCUGGCACUGAUCUCCUCAGCCUCCUUUCCCUGCUCCUUCCUGCCUGGACCAGACUGCCUGGGAACACCCCUGGACAGUGCAACGUCUCUGAAGGUGCAGCCAAGGAGAAACUGUCAAGUACUACAUUUAUGCUGAUUGCAAGUGGCAGAGCAAUACCACCAAGGCCUUUGUGCCCCAGGAAAUCACUGGGGCCCUUUAUGGCUGCUGACUCUAUUCAUCUAGAAGCACCUUUUUGGAAUGUUCUCCUUCCCCUGCCAGUUGUUUAUUCAUGCAUCAACAAUGAGGAGCAACUGAAGGAUUGUUUCCUGCUUUUCCUUAUCACAAACUUCCAGCUGGGAGUUAAGGAGGCACCUGUGACGUCACCCAGACUGAGGGAUGAGAGGAGACCUUUGUGUCCAUGCUUGGAAGGAGCUGGAAAACCAUCCAGAGAUACCAGCCUUUUGUAUGAAACUGGAUUGCCUGCAAAUUCAGGAACCCUCUGGAUGUUUUUUCGUGAAAUCUCAACCUCAGUUUUGCCUCAGAGGAUCCUGUGUGGGUUUGGAGCUGCUGCUUCCCUGGGACCAGAGCAGACAUGGAUUUCCAGAUCCUUUCUAACACAGAAUUAUGGCCCUGGGAGCUCUUUGCCCACCAGACACUGAGAGAGUGACACCCAAAGCCAUCGUUUGUGGGAUUCAAUCUGAGAGUUCACCAGCAGUGACUGCACCUGGAUGGGGUUCCACUGGUGUCUGACACAUCCCUGCACGAGGUUCAGCUGCCUGGAAUUGAAUAAGGGAUCACAGCCCCAGGAAUUCCACCCCAGCGUUAUUGGAACAAGGGCCUCCUGCCAGGGCUCCUCCCGGCCUGGGGAUGCUGGCAGGGCAGCAGGAAAGCCAUCUUGCCUUCACACUGUCAGCGUUUCCACCGCUGACUCCGGUGGCGUGGGAAGGAGGCAGCAGCUGGCCGAGGCCAAGCCUGUGAGCGGGUGUCAGAGGAGGAGGGGCGAGAAGGCUGGAGAGACCCAAUAACCAAAUAAAUGUUCGGGAGAAGGGAAGGCGAG
This is a messenger RNA of Pipra filicauda (Wire-tailed manakin), 1317 nucleotides long. RefSeq lists its product as uncharacterized. Bases 137 to 919 code for a protein of 260 amino acids. The record is from RefSeq and is a predicted model, not a curated record. Lineage: Eukaryota; Metazoa; Chordata; Aves; Passeriformes; Pipridae. The transcript is spliced from 9 exons.